GCCAUUCAAGUUGCUCAUUGCAAGUUGCAGCUGACGACCCGGGUGGUUUUGCAAGAUCCUGCCAGUUGUAAACGAACCCGGCUACAGGAAGGUGAUACGGCGAAUGGAAUAUGGAGUGUAUUCCAGUGACAAUUGAUGAUCUUGAGGGUAAAAAGGACUCAGUCCCAGAAGACCCAGAACACAAUGUGUACACCCGGUUUAUGAAGUCUCACCGGUGUUAUGACCUCGUACCUACCAGCUCCAAGUUGGUUGUGUUUGAUACUUCACUUCAGGUGAAGAAGGCAUUUUUUGCUCUCGUUUCUAAUGGGGUAAGAGCAGCACCUCUGUGGGACAGUAAGAAGCAAUGCUUUGUUGGUAUGUUAACCAUCACAGACUUCAUUAACAUCCUUCAUCGCUACUACAAAUCCCCAUUGGUUCAGAUAUAUGAAUUGGAAGAACACAAAAUUGAAACAUGGAGAGAGGUGUACCUUCAAGACUCUUUCAAACCCUUGGUGAGCAUAUCUCCCAAUGCAAGCUUGUAUGAUGCAGUAUCAUCUCUGCUGAAGAACAAGAUCCACCGACUGCCUGUAAUCGACCCCCUUACAGGGAACACACUCUAUAUUCUCACACACAAAAGGAUUCUGAAGUUCCUGAAGCUUUUUAUAUCUGAGAUGCCCAAACCCUCGUUCUUGAAACAAACUAUAGAGGAACUGAAGAUUGGAACAUUUCAGAACAUAGCAGUGGUCCGUGCAGACACACCGCUGUACACGGCGCUGGGUAUUUUUGUUGAGCAGCGAGUGUCAGCACUCCCAGUAGUAGAUGACAAAGGUCGAGUGGUGGAUAUAUACUCAAAAUUUGAUGUUAUAAACCUAGCAGCAGAGAAGACGUACAACAACCUGGAUGUGACGGUGACCAAAGCCCUGCAGCACCGCUCUCAGUACUUUGAAGGAGUGCUGACCUGCAACAGGCACGAGACCCUGGAGGCCAUCAUCAACCGGCUGGUGGAGGCCGAGGUGCACAGGCUGGUCGUGGUGGAUGAGCAGGAGGUGGUGAAGGGAAUUGUCUCCCUUUCAGAUAUUCUCCAGGCUCUAGUGCUUACUGAUGGAGAAGAGGGCACAGCUUGAGGAAGCAACUCAAAUGAGGAAAGGCUACACAUUUUGUAAGAUGAGUUUAGACCAAAAGGAGAAAGACAACAGGCAUGUGACAUGGGAAAUAAGACAGUACAUUGAAAUAUCAUCAUCUAUCUCCUGUAACCAUCUUUCCUAUACUCACACAUGAAGACUUCUCCCUGACGGCAAAAAUAUGAAGUUUUAGCAACCCAGCAAUAUAGAAUUGUAAGAGCACAGGACAUACCGAAGUAAAAUGAGCCAAAUUCCAAGCCACAAGAGAGAUGUAAAAGCACAAGAGACCUCUGAAGAGCUGUAGCCUCUCAGGACGACCCGGCAUCAUUCCCACCCUCUCUGUGGCUCUUAGUGUUGAUCUGAGUAGAGGAGGACCAUUAAUUCUGACCUUGUAUUACAAAUGUUUUUCUGACAAUAGAAAUCAAGUCAGCAGUUACCAGCUAAAGGACAACUGAUUUACCUGUAUUGCCUUUUGUUGGCAGCAUUUCAUUUCCAUGAUAAUAAUAAUAGAUGCACAUAAAGCCUAAGUAAGGGUAAUGUUAAACACUGUGUAAUUAUGUCAGAUCAACAUUUGGUGUGUGCUGCUGCUGUGGCACGUUACAACAUUUGACUGAGCCCUGUUCUUUGUGCAUAUAAGAAGUAUGAUUUUAACCGGGUCAAAUGAUCUUAUCGUUCACCAUUCAGCUAGUUUGAUUACAGGUGGAGGGUUGAUUUGUAGUUUUGGUUGUUUUUUUCCCUCUCCAUUUCCACUCCUCCAUUUUGCAAUAUAUAUUGAUGGAUAUAUGGUUACUGAAGUAUUUAUCUGAAUGUAUGCAUCAUGCAUGCAAUACAUAUAUUUUGGCAUCUACAGGUGAGGUUGUAGAUUGCAACCACCUUAAUGCCCCUGGCCUCACCCUCCCACAUGCAAAAAAAAUGCAAAAGCCCCUCUUUAGAGCUCAUGUUUGGUUUGUCUGUUCUGGGCUAUUAUAGAAACAUGGUGGUGCAACAUGGCGGAUUCUAACGAAAACAUAACAAUCGUUAUUUUCAGGUGAUUAAACCCUAACGAAGACAGAAUUAUGAAUUGUAUUCCAUUUCUGCCAGUGGGUUCCCCUAAAUGUUACACACUAGUCCUUUAAUUUGUCAUUCAAACAUUAGACCUUGAAGACCUUGGAGAUGGUCAGUAGUCUGGACUGGUCAGUUAUAUUUUUAAGCGAUUUCACAGAUGUACAAUGAUAAAGGCCAGGUCGUUGUCUAAAAGAUUUCAGUUUUCAAAAACCCAGGAGUUUUUGCAGGCUUCAGCUUUAUGACCUGCAGCUCCAAAAGUCACUCUGGUUGAAUUUUAAGCCAGUUUCAAAGAACUGAACAAACUGACUUAUGUCAAUUUGUCAACAAUUAAUUCAGGUUACCACAGUUAACAAGUGUGCAAAGAAUUCAAGGGCUCAGGUUUUAAUGUGCUGUAUAGCUUGACAGCAUAGUAGCAAACCUGGAAGAGCACUUUAGGCUCCCAAGACAACCUCAUUGGUUAAGUCUGGAACAGCAUCCACGACUCUGCUGUGAGAGAGAACCGUUAAUUGUGCUGUAUUCUGUUCGACUGCACAAGCUCUGGAUAUUUAUGGGUUUUAUGUUUUGCCAUUUUGUCUGUGUUGUCGUGUAUAACAAAAUGUUUCAUGGAUGGAACAUUUUACUUUAAAGACACUGUUUUUUUUCUUCCUCUUCUGUUACCCACAUUUUGGGUUUUGGCACUAUUAGCGUUAAAGGGAUUUGUUUAUUGCAUCAAUGCUGCAAAAAUCAAAAAACAAGUGGUCCAUCACUUGAAAUAGUCAAAUUAACAAUUCCAAAUUUCUGUAGUAUUGUUCAUGUUCUGAUUUAUACCAUUUUGGUGUGAAAUGUUGAUGCCAGUUAGUCAGUGAAAACAUAUCAGAACGCCACACUUUAUAUGUUCAGUCGUCUGUUCUCAUUGUGGAAUUUAUCAGAAUCACUAAAUACCAGCAUUUCCUUCCAUUUUCAUGAUAUAGGUCAGGAACAUGCCACACUUCCUCGUUUGGUAUAUAUGUGAAUAAAUGAAAUUGAAUGUGUACAACUGUAUGUAAAUGCACAGGUUUUGUACUAAUCUGCAUUGAGAUUCUAAUUUAAAGACAGCAAUAAAGGUUCUUUGAGUUUC
Messenger RNA from Chelmon rostratus (copperband butterflyfish), 3240 nucleotides. It is a transcript of the gene prkag1, whose product is annotated as protein kinase, AMP-activated, gamma 1 non-catalytic subunit. NCBI's taxonomy places the organism in Eukaryota, Metazoa, Chordata, Actinopteri, Chaetodontiformes, Chaetodontidae. The transcript has 13 exons. The coding region runs from base 111 to 1103 and encodes 330 amino acids. The record is from RefSeq and is a predicted model, not a curated record.